AUUUUCACAUAGCAACUCCAAUCAGCGAAGAGGGACUGUCUGGUUGCGAUGGUAGUGGUAGUGGUGGUGUUGGAAGAAGCAAGUGUUUCCUUUGGGCUUCCUUACUGCUGCGUAUAGUAGCAACAUUCUGCCUAUAAAUGUUAAGUUUGGCGCCUAACUACCAGGCGUUUAAUUCUCUUCCUUAAUAAUUGAGUUUCUGCAUGUUAAUAUUGCAGAUUAGCUUGCGAGGUGAACGUAACCUUGUCUGAAAAGCAUCUUUGAACAUAAUAGGAACACGAAAUUACGAUGCCAUCCCCGAUGGAGGGAUCUUCCAGAGAAGGUGACCUCUUUACUGUGAAACAUGAGCUGAAAAAUGCCAACCUGACGGGCCAUGUAGAGAGGGUGGGCAUUGAAAACUUUGAGCUAUUAAAAGUGUUGGGCACAGGAGCAUACGGCAAGGUGUUCCUGGUGAGGAAAGUGAGUGGACAUGAUGCAGGGAAGCUGUAUGCCAUGAAGGUUUUGAAGAAGGCCACUAUUGUACAAAAGGCAAAGACUGCUGAACACACACGGACGGAGCGGCAAGUGCUGGAGCACAUCCGCCAGUCUCCAUUCCUUGUCACACUUCACUACGCCUUCCAGACGGAUACCAAGCUGCACCUCAUUCUCGAUUAUGUAAAUGGUGGGGAGCUCUUCACACAUUUGGUGCAAAGGGUGCGAUUUAAGGAGCAAGAAGUAGCCUUGUACAGUGGAGAGAUUGUGUUGGCACUAGAACAUCUACACAAGCUUGGGAUUGUCUAUCGGGACCUGAAACUUGAGAAUAUUCUACUGGAUUCAAGUGGUCAUAUAGUUCUCACAGACUUUGGCCUCAGUAAAGAAUUUGAUCAGAUGGAAAGAGCGUUUUCUGUCUGUGGUACCAUUGAAUAUAUGGCUCCAGAAAUUGUGGAAGGUGGAGAGUCUGGACAUGACAAGGCGGUGGACUGGUGGAGCCUUGGCGUGUUGAUGUACGAGCUUUUGACUGGCGGAUCACCCUUCACUGUGGAUGGAGAUGAGAACUCACACACAGACAUUGCCAAGAGGAUUUCCAAAAAGGAUCCUCCUUUCCCCAAAGAUAUGGGACCACUGGCCAAAGACCUCAUCCAGCGGCUCCUCAUCAAAGAUCCAAAGAAGAGACUGGGCUCAGGUCCUAAUGGAGCAGAGAAUGUAAAAAAACACCCAUUUUACCAGAAAAUUAACUGGGAGGACUUGGCAGCUAAGAAGGUGCCUGCCCCGUUCAAGCCAGUGAUUCGGGAUGAGCUGGAUGUCAGCAACUUUGCAGAAGAGUUCACAGAGAUGGACCCCACCUACUCUCCUGCAGCUCUGCCUCAGAACUGUGACCGCAUCUUCCAGGGCUACUCUUUCAUGGCCCCCUCCAUCCUGUUUAAGAGGAAUGUGGUGAUGGACGACCCUGUCCAGUUGUGUGGGGGCUCUGAGAGGCCAGGCUCUGCUGCGGUGGCCCGCAGCGCCAUGAUGAAGGACUCACCUUUCUAUAUGAGUUAUGAGAUGGACCUGAGGGACAGUGUUCUGGGAGAGGGUAGCUUCUCCAUCUGCAGACGGUGUACACACAAGAAGACUGGACAGAAAUAUGCAGUCAAGAUUGUCAGCAAAAGGAUGGAAGCACAGACUCAGCGGGAAAUAGCAGCCUUGAAGCUCUGCGAUGGCCACCCUAACAUUGUCAAGUUACAUGAAAUUUACCACGACCAGCUCCACACGUACGUGGUUCUGGAGCUGCUCGGUGGAGGGGAGCUGCUGGAGAGGAUCCGCAGAAAGCAACAUUUUAGCGAAACAGAGGCCAGCCGCAUCAUGCGAAAACUGGUGUCGGCCGUCAGUCACAUGCACGACGUAGGAGUGGUGCACAGGGACCUUAAACCGGAGAACCUGCUCUUCACAGACGAGAGUGAGAACUCCGAGAUAAAAAUCAUAGACUUUGGCUUUGCUCGCCUCAAACCACCAGACAAUCAGCUCCUGAAGACUCCCUGCUUCACCUUGCAGUACGCAGCACCAGAGAUUCUCAAAUAUGACGGCUACGAUGAGUCCUGUGACCUGUGGAGUCUGGGGGUCAUUCUGUACACCAUGCUGUCUGGCCAGGUGCCUUUUCAGUGUCAGGAGAAGAGCCUGACCCACACCAGUGCUGAGGAAAUAAUGAAGAAAAUCAAACAAGGAGACUUCUCUUUCGAAAGCGAGGCCUGGAGAAAUGUGUCCCAGCAGGCCAAGGACCUUAUACAAGAGCUGCUGACGGUGGACCCAAACAAGAGGAUUAAGAUGUGCGGCCUACGUUACAAUGCCUGGCUCCAGGACGACAGCCAGUUGUCCUCCAACCCUCUCAUGACCCCGGACAUUCUUGGCUCCUCCACUGUCUCCGUCCACACUUACGUCAAAGCUACCUUUAAUGCAUUUAACAAAUGUAAGCGGCAAGGUUUCCGCCUGCAGACGGUGGACAAGGCGCCACUAGCCAAGAGGAGGAAGAUGAAAAAGACAAGUACCAGCACAGAGACCCGCAGCAGUUCUGGUGAGAGCACCCAUUCCUCAUCCUCCUCCUCUCAGUCACAAGAGAAGACUUUUCCAGGGGGCGACACCGACCCGCAGCCCUCCAAAAGCACACCUGUCAACACAUCCGUGAUCCUGGGAACGGACUUUGAGCACCAACCAGCGCAUCCAGCCUUUCACUUCUCAGAAGGACAGUGAGACAGCGAAAGGAAAACAGAGAUUCAGACAGUUUCAUGAACUGUAGGAUGGCUUGGACCAGUGUAGAGACAACUCUCUUCUCUUUCUCUCUGUCCCUGGUAGCUCUAUGCCUCUGGCUCAAUUGCAUGGAUGUUCGCACAUCACCAAAACCAAGCAUGCAGCAGGAGCAGCAACCGUCACCUCAAUAUCAAUCAAUCAAUCAUCACUAGCAAUAGCUUAUCCUUUUUCUUUCUCACUUUCACACACAGACUGUAUCAAUCAGGGACUGGACCAGGAAGAAGUUGUCACCGGUGUCCACAAUGAAAAGGGCUGCCCUACUGCCCCAGGUUCAGGCAGACAAUGGAGAGACAUCUUCAGUUUCAUUAUAAAAUAACUCACUCUCUGUCUACUCCAUUUACCUGUCUUUGUCGAUGCCUCCAGAGGUUUUAAAGGGAAAGUCGUAGUGUUUACACCAUGGAUGCUUUUGCUUUCAAAGGGAGAGAAGAAAAGCAACGUGCUGCAGCGUAAUGUAAUGUGGAUCCGCUUCUCUUUUCUGGGAAGUCUCUGCAAGAUGGAGCAGAGUAUUUAUAUGUGAAUUUUACAGACUGAAAUUUAUUUAUGAUAAGCUAUAUUGUUAACUUAUUUAUGGUUCAGACUGAUUUGAAAAGAAAUGGAUACAGUGAGUCUUUAAAAAAAAAAGACAGUUGUGUGUAUGUUUUUCCCUAUCAGCUCAAAAGACUCUUUCAAUGUAGUCUGAUGGUUCAUACAUCUUUGUAAUCAUCAUAGACAUCAAUGCUUCAAGUAGGUUACUGAGACACAGUUAUGUAGAUAUUGUAAGAUUAUUAUAGGCAAGAAGAGAUUAACAACAUUAAUGGUUGUGAAGCAGUUUGUCAAAUUUAUGUAACCAAAGUACUUUGGAUUAUUUAUGGAGGCUGGUGCAUUUUGGGAUUGAACUGCAGCUGUGUCCAGUGGUCAAAAAAGUCAAUUUCCUUGUUCAUAAGGAUUAAAGAAGCAAAAGUGUAAACAUCUUUUUGUAGGAACAACCAAAUGUGGAUGUAGUAUGUUCAGCCAAAUCUGUGGGGAUGUGACCCCACAAGAAGAGCUAUAUUUAGACAUAUUUUUGCCUCUGAUGUGGGAGUAUGACUACUUCAAGACUCAGCAUUGCUGUUCCACAUUCUCUGAUCCUCAAGUCAGUAUUUAGCCCAGCAUUGGAUUUGCCUUGUGUGGUAUAGGACUUAAUUGUCUCAUUAUCACUACAACCAAUUGGAUUGAGCAGAAUGCCCCAAAUGGAAAAUUCAGAUCAGCUUAGUGCGAGGCUAAGAUGCCAAAGGGCAGCUUCAAGUGGUUUCCUUUUCUGAUAGAACAAGAUAAAAUUAUUUUAAAAUGGAAAGGUUUAUGUGCCAAAAAAUGCAAUUAAAUCAGGUAAUGGACAAGUUUGAGCCUAUGAGUUAUGGGUGGUGAUACAUUAGGACAUUUUAAGGCAAUGUAGUGCAAAACGUUGCCCCUUGUGUCACUGCUGUAAGUCUUAAAACUACUGCAAAAUAAUCUUCCCUUUAUGAAAAAGUUCCUGAGGACUGACCUCAAACAAACACUCUUUUACUUUUGACACCAUCCCUUGCUCUAUUUACCAUGUUGCACUGCAUGACUGAAAUGGUGAUCUUUGCACUGUGUGACAGUUCUCAAUUUGAGGCAGAUAUCUGGUUAGUAUUAAGUCCCCAGUGCAUGAUGUAAACUGAAACAUCAGCCUCUUCUCUUUAUUUGUUUUUAUGGGCUUUUUUGGCAGAUCCUUACUUGAUUUAAUAUGAGUUUGUUUACUUGCACAUUUGAAUAUCCCCAAUUUAAUUGGGGAUUUUGAAGUUUUGCUGUUUGAGGUGUAUGGAUGUAAACACCAAAACUCCUUUUACAAUAGCCUGAAUAUUGUAAUGUUCUAAUGUUACAAUACUGGUGUUAGCCAGGAUAGUUAGGCAAGUAAAUGCCAUGUUCUGUGAAUUGUUUUUUGCAAGUAUGUUAGUCUCUUUCCAUGGUAAUAGUUGAAAUACUGUAUUAUGUUUAUGUACAGUGGUAUUUAUGUUUAGUAUGUGAAACUGCCUAGAAACAGUUUCUCCUGCUAAAUCAGGAUACAUAUUUUUUGUUUGACUACUUGUGCAUUUAGAUACACUCAUCUUCUUCCGUUUUAAUGCACUCUGAAUCUGAACCAAAGCAUUAACUUUAAGGUAGCUGCUCUAAGCUGCAUGAGAUAUUUCCUUUCAUGCAAAUAUGCAAAGAAAUGCUUCAUAUAUCACGGUUUCUGUUUGUUUUGUCCAACUGGUGAAAUAUGUUAGAUGUUUCUAGCUUAGAUAUUUUGUAACCGCGUACAGUGUGAUUCUUCAGAGAUUCCUUGUAGGAUCUAUAAUAUCCAUAUCCAACAUUAUCAUGCUCAAAACUAUGCAUCUUUUUUUGCUGUUGUGUUGCUUAUGCCAUUUCAAAAAGACCUCAUCAAAUGGGUCCAAACUUAAAAGGGUGCAACAUGAUGUACAUAUACUGUACUUUUACUCCCAUAGCAUCAGCCACAAUAGAAAUAACAAAAGUAGGAUCCACUGCCCGUAUGAAAAGCUGCAAUCCUUGGAGCUAAACACUACAAAGCUCUUGUCUAACUUAGUUCGCAUGAGUUCCCCGUUGCUGCCUCAUUAAGCCUCUUUUCUUUUGUUUGGGUGUAUUAAUAGCUCAAGUGGAGGAAAAGGAAAAGUGUCCUAUAUUGAGCUCCCCUCUGGGAGCCAGGCUCUAUUAGCUGAUGGGCUGCAGUGCUGUUUGUUCCAAAGAAAAUACCGUACUCCACUCACUGCCUCUGUGGGACCUAGCUCACUUUUCUUUGUAGGGAAAAAAUAAGGAAAGGGUUGGUUUAGUACCAACGUCUCUUGGGGCUGAUUUUAAGGUUUCCCCCCUUUUGAUGAACAGCUUAUUCAGUGUGCCACUAUGAGGAGGAGGGAGGGAGGGGAUUUGAUUUAAUUUGACAUCCUAUUGUCUUUGAUACAUUUUUUUUGUUGGUUUCCUGGAAUUUAAAUGGAUGUUCCUUUUCUGCCUACAGUGCUCCCUCUUUUUUGCUUUCGCUCUGAAUUAAAGUUGCAAGCUCCCCACCUGCUAAGCUAAACUUUUGGACCUUUUUGCAACAUUAAUUAGAGGGGCUUGUAGUUUGAACUGUUUUGUAUAAAUCAGUGAUUGCUGUUGUGCGUUUUAGAGUCAAAGGAUUGGACUUGGGAUGCUCCUAUAUGCUUCUAUACUGGUGUCAUGUAUGUGCUUAAGAGACAGAUGUGGGUGCCAAAGCUGAAAGUGACAUUGAACAUUGUGCUCUGAAAGCACAGCUUCUUUAGUUAGGUGCUUUUGUGCAUAUAUUGUCUGUGAAAGGGAUAAUUUUUUGGACAGAUGCUGUGACUAGUGUGGGUUUUUUUGGUCAGCUUUUAGUAUGGGAUCAUGUGGAGCUGUCCACGGUGCUGAAGUGGCCAAACCUCUGGUGGUGCUGCAAAAACAAGUGGCUUUCCACAGUGGCCCAUAAUAAUGUGAUCCUUUAAAGCAGUGCUUCCCAACCAGGAGUACUUGUACUCCAGGGGUGACUUUUGCAGUUGACGGGGUACCUGGUCAAUUUCUAGUUCUUAAAAGGAGGAAAACAAACAACACAAAUUGGAUUACAAAUUGGUAUGAGGCUGAUCUUAAAAGGGGAACUCCACCAGUCUUACACAUCAAAGUCUGUUUACAGGUCUCGGGGGUACUCCCGAGACAUACUGCAUAUGUAAGAAAAAGGUUGUAUAAAGCCAUUAAAUUGCUUCAAGUGAUGUUACUUGAGUUAGUGUCAGUUGGGGCUGAAGUUUGAAAAUGGAAAAAAAUCUGGGGGUGUGAAUUUAGAAAGAAGUGCGCUUACCACUAUAGCUAACUCAUCUCUGCUUGAGGCUAGCAGCUAGAGGCUGCAUUAGCUGCUGCUAGCACAACACACCUGAAUCUCUAACCGAACUGUUGUUGUUGUUUUUCAUUGUUUUGUGAGGAAAUGGUGGGAGAGAGGGGCAUGACAUGCAACAAAGCUCACCGGCUGGAGUCAAACCGGUGACCGGCGACGUUGCUGUUAUAUGGCAUGCGCUGUAACCAUUCGGCUACCAAGGCGCUCCGAAAUGACAAUUUUUAAAUAUAAUUUUUAAAUGUCACAAACAAUCUCUAUUAUAUUUGGGCGGCAGCAGGAAUUUCAUAGACUGAUAUCACAACCUGGCCACAUAAAACCAAAGCUAGAUACCACUCGUAAGAAAAUACUUUUUGGAAUUUGGGUGAACCAUAUUGGAGAAAUAAUUUUUCUCUUACACCUUACAGACAGGUCAAAGCACAUGGUACAAAUGGCACUGUUGUCUUGCUCAAAGACACUUCAGCAGGUUGGGUUCAUGCCAACAGUGGGACUUGAACUUGUGUUUUUGCAUUUAUUAGGCUUAGUCAGCCCAGUAUUGCUCUAUUUUUGAUAGAGAUUAAUGCGACCUGAAAAGGUUUUUAUGUUUUGUGUUAUUGAGGGAAACACAGAUGCUUUUGUGUACACAAGUUGUAAGGGAUGUCAUUCAGUGCUCAUGCCAACCUGCCACUUCAGGCAUCAUCAUCAUCUUCAUCAUCACCACAGCCAUCACCCUUAUGCAUGUGCCACUGCUUGAUUCCUGUCAAUAUUUUUUCUUUUUUUAAUCUUAUCCUUGUCAUAUCGUUACUGAACCAUGUCAAAAAAGUACUGUAGCAGUGAAUCCCUUUGAGAUUGGUCAAUAUUAAACUGUUUCAAAACAUGCAAUCAAGCUUUAAGGGCAAAACUUUGCACGUUAUUUUAAUCAUGCAGUUGAUUUCUUUGUAAAAGAAAAUAGUGUCCUCUUUGACUUUGUGCAGGUUCAGAUGUUUCAAGUUAUUCAUCUGUCUGUUUCUGUUGAUGACUGUUGUCUAACAUUUCUAAGACGAUACUAAAAUAUAAACCUCAACACCGGAUAGUACUUUUACUGCAAGGAUACACCAUGUGCAUACCUGCUUUUUUGGGCACUGUGAACAUCAUCAUUCAGGUCUUUAGGCACACCAUUGAUAGUAUGAGGAAAAACCUUGAUUUGCUUCAAUAAAUGCUUUACUUGCUGGCUGAAUACAUCUGUACAUUUAAUAACUUGAGUCAUGAUGAGUCUUUUAAUAGAUCCUUGGCUUCAUUGUAUUUUCAAGUGUGUUUACAUCAUUACUGAACAUAUUUUGUGAUACCAGGAUUUUUGUGUAUGAGUUGUCAGAAGGACAAUACAUGUACGAUUUCCUGUUCAUUUAUUGAUCUCGACUAAAAAAUUAGGUACAAACCUUUUCAUAUUCAAAAAUGGUAUUCUAAAUUAAAAGGCAUGGCAUUUGGAGACAUGGAAACUUUAUUGCCUCUAGAUGGCAGUGUUUAAUAAAGUACCACUCAGAACAGUUUACUGUGCAGUUUGAACUCCAUUCAGCCUUAUUUAUAUUCAGUAUAUUUAUCCAUAGAUGAGUCAAAUGUAAGGUUGUGUUAAAUAUGCUUCAAAACUAAAAUAUUUUUUUUUUUUUAAUGUUGUCUAGCAGGAGAUAUUUAUAUCAAUGUACUGGGUUGAUUAAAUGCAUAUUUAUAACCUAAUUAAGAUUUGUGACUUAAAAGUGAACUGAACGUACUGUAAAUGUCCAGUUAUAUUAUUUUUAUGCUCUGAUUAAAAUAGUCAUAUGCAGUGGACCAGACAAAAGAUUUCCAGACUCUUUUAAAGAGUGAUUUUUAAGAUGCAUAUUUAAUACUGUACGACAAAUAUACUAGUGUGAGACUUGUCCAUCUGAGGAUCAUUAGGGAAUUAUUAAUGAUAAAUGAGCAUUGUUUGUGUUUGCAGAUUUUGAGUGUUUAGUUUCAUAUCUUUAAAGAAAUGUUUAUUUUAGAAGUUAAGGGCUUUUGGGUCUUCGAAUCCCUUCAGAAAAUAUGUUUGUCACAUGUUGCAAUAAAUGUUUUUAAAAUAUUCUCA
This is a messenger RNA of Siniperca chuatsi (mandarin fish), 8660 nucleotides long. RefSeq names its product ribosomal protein S6 kinase, polypeptide 5 (gene rps6ka5). NCBI's taxonomy places the organism in Eukaryota, Metazoa, Chordata, Actinopteri, Centrarchiformes, Sinipercidae. Gene Ontology annotation, molecular function: ATP binding; protein serine/threonine kinase activity; magnesium ion binding. Gene Ontology annotation, biological process: protein phosphorylation; regulation of DNA-templated transcription; intracellular signal transduction. The record is from RefSeq and is a predicted model, not a curated record. The coding region runs from base 286 to 2700 and encodes 804 amino acids. The transcript has 17 exons.